This is a messenger RNA of Parnassius mnemosyne (clouded apollo), 7203 nucleotides long. The record is from the annotation of a GenBank genome assembly. NCBI's taxonomy places the organism in Eukaryota, Metazoa, Arthropoda, Insecta, Lepidoptera, Papilionidae.
AUGACGACCGACAUCUCGGUGUCCCGCUGGGACCCGUCAAUCGGCCACGGCCAGGAGAUCAUCGACGAUUUCGAGUACGACGGCGGCAACUCAUCAUCGAGGCUUUACGAACGAUCGCGCAUUAAAGCGCUAGCCGACGAACGAGAAAAUGUACAGAAGAAGACGUUCCAGAAAUGGGUGAAUUCCCAUUUGGUCCGUGUGGGUUGCCGUAUCGGCAACCUCUACGAGGACAUGCGCGACGGCAAGAUGCUUAUAAAAUUGCUGGAAGUCCUAUCAGGCGAGAGAUUGCCGCGACCCACUAAGGGAAAAAUGCGUAUCCACUGCCUUGAGAACGUGGACAAAGCGCUGCAGUUUCUGCGCGAGCAGCGAGUGCAUCUAGAGAACAUGGGCUCGCACGACAUCGUCGACGGUAACCCGCGCCUCAGCCUCGGUCUCAUCUGGACUAUCAUCUUACGCUUCCAGAUACAAGACAUAACAAUCGAAGAGACUGACAACAAAGAAACAAAAUCGGCGAAGGAUGCCCUACUGCUGUGGUGUCAAAUGAAGACAGCCGGCUACAACAACGUCAAUGUGCGCAAUUUCACGACCUCGUGGCGCGACGGUCUCGCUUUCAAUGCCAUCAUACACAAGCACCGACCUGACCUCAUACAGUUCGAGAAGUUACACAGAAGCAACCCAAUACAUAACCUAAACAAUGCUUUUAAUGUCGCCGAGGAAAAGCUCGGACUCACCAAGUUGUUGGACGCUGAAGAUAUUGCUGUUGAUCACCCGGAUGAGAAAUCUAUCAUCACAUAUGUGGUCACAUACUACCACUACUUCAGCAAGAUGAAGCAAGAGACUGUCCAGGGCAAGCGUAUUGGUAAAGUCGUGGGCAUCGCAAUGGCGAAUGAAAAAAUGAUACAGGAGUAUGAGUCUCUGACGAGUGAUCUCCUACAAUGGAUCGAGAGGACCAUCGAAGCACUCGGCGACAGAACGUUUGCUAAUUCUCUGGAGGGAGUGCGACAACAGCUGAUACAGUUUGCCAAUUAUCGCACCAUCGAGAAACCACCCAAGUUCGUGGAGAAGGGCGACCUGGAGGUGCAGCUGUUCACGCUGCAGUCGCGCAUGCGCGCCGCCAACCAGCGGCCGUACACGCCGCGCGAGGGCCGCAUGAUCCACGACAUCAACCGCGCCUGGGAGCGCCUCGAGAAGGCCGAGCACGAGCGCGAGCUGGCGCUGCGCGAGGAGCUCAUCCGCCAGGAGAAGCUGGACCAGCUGGCGGCACGAUUCAACCGCAAAGCACAAAUGCGCGAGACAUGGCUGUCGGAGAACCAGCGGCUGGUGAGCCAGGAUAACUUCGGCUUCGACCUGGCGGCGGUAGAAGCGGCUGCUAAGAAGCACGAGGCCAUUGAAACCGACAUUUUUGCAUACGAAGAACGUGUUCAGGCCGUCGUGGCCGUCUGCUCAGAGCUCCAAGCCGAGAGAUACCACGACAUCGAGCGAGUGUGCGCGCGCAGGGACAACGUGCUGCGGCUGUGGGCCUACCUGCUCGAGCUGCUGCGCGCGCGCCGGGCUCGCCUGGAGCUCUCCUUGCAGCUGCAACAGAACUUCCAGGAAAUGCUCUACAUUUUAGAUUCCAUGGAAGAAAUUAAGAUGCGGCUGCUGACGGACGACUACGGCAAGCAUCUGAUGGGCGUUGAAGAUUUACUGCAAAAGCAUGCUCUAGUAGAGGCUGAUAUAAAUGUGCUGGGUGAACGUGUCAAGGUUGUUGUGGGUCAAUCGCAACGAUUUCUGGAACAAGAAGAGGGUGGCUACCGUCCUUGCGACCCGGCCAUUACUGUGGAACGCAUUCAGCAGCUCGAAAAUGCCUACGCUGAGCUUGUACAUUUGGCUGUUGAACGCAGGAAGCGCCUGGAAGACAGCCGCAAACUGUGGCAGUUCUAUUGGGAUAUGGCCGAUGAGGAGAACUGGAUCAAGGAGAAAGAGCAGAUUGUAUCAGUUGACGACAUUGGUCACGAUCUGACCACAGUGUACCUGCUGAUCUCAAAGCACAAGGCGCUGGAGGCCGACGUGCAGGCGCACGAGCCGCAGCUCAUGAGCGUGGCCGCGGUGGGCGACGAGCUCAUCUCGCAGGGACACUUCGGCGCCGACAGGAUACAGGAUCGCCUUCGUGAUAUCUUGUCCCAAUGGAAUCAUCUGCUGGACGUGGUUUCGUUAAGGAAGAACCGUUUGGACGCGGCUGUCAGAUAUCACCAACUGUUUGCUGAUGCAGAUGAUAUUGACCAAUGGAUGCUUGAUACUCUCAGGCUGGUGUCAUCGGAGGACACGGGUGUGGAUGAAGCACAGGUGCAGAGUCUGCUGAAGAAACACAAAGACGUAACAGACGAGCUGAAGAAUUACGCGAACAUAAUUGAACAGCUCAAGGAACAGGCGCGGUCGCUGAGCCCCGAGGACGCGGGCAGCGCGGAGGUGCGCGAGCGGCUGGCGGCCAUCGACGCGCGCCACGGCGAGCUGGCCGCGCUGGCGCGCCUGCGCAAGCAGCGCCUGCUCGACGCGCUCUCGCUCUUCAAGCUGCUGGCCGAGGCCGACGCCGCCGACCAGUGGAUCGCCGAGAAGCAGCGCAUGCUCGACACCAUGCUGCCGCCCGCCGACAUCGACGACGUUGAGAUCAUGAAACACAGAUACGACGGAUUCGACAAGGAGAUGAAUGCGAACGCGUCGCGCGUGGCGGUGGUGAACCAGCUGGCGCGCCAGCUCAUCCACGUGGAGCACCCGCAGGCGCCGCGCAUACAGGAGCGCCAGGCCGCGCUCAACGCCGCCUGGAGCGCGCUGCGAGACAAGGCCGAAGCCAAGAAGGACGAAUUGAAAGCGGCACAGGGCGUGCAGACGUUCCAUAUCGAGUGCAGAGAGACUGUGUCAUGGAUCGAAGACAAGAAACGUAUUUUACAACAAACGGACAAUCUCGAGAUGGACCUCAAUGGCGUGAUGACGCUGCAGCGGCGGCUGUCGGGCAUGGAGCGCGACCUGGCGGCCAUCCAGGCGCGCAUCGCGUCGCUGGAGGCCGAGGCCAGCGCCAUCGAGCACGACCACCCCGCCGACGCGCAGCUCAUCCGCGACCGCAUCGCGCACAUCACGCACAACUGGGAACAGCUCACGCACAUGCUCAAAGAACGCGACGCGAAACUGGAAGAGGCCGGCGACUUGCACCGCUUCUUGCGUUCUGUCGACCACUUCCAAGCCUGGCUUACUAAGACCCAGACAGAUGUUGCUUCAGAAGAUAUACCGUCCUCCUUGGCGGAAGCCGAAAAACUUUUGUCUCAACAUCAGACCAUCAAGGAAGAGAUUGAUAACUACAAGGACGAAUAUGCCAAGAUGAUGGAGUAUGGAGAGAAAAUCACAGCCGAGCCGUCGACGCAGGACGACCCGCAGUACAUGUUCCUGCGGGAGCGGUUGAAGGCGCUGCGCGAGGGCUGGGCUGAGCUGCAGCAGAUGUGGGAGAACCGGCAGCAGCUGCUGGCGCAGAGCCUCGAGCUGCAGCUGCUGCAGCGCGACGCGCGCCAGGCCGAGGUGCUGCUCGCGCACCAGGAGCACAGGCUGGCUAAGACGGAACCACCAACCAAUUUGGAGCAGGCGGAGAAUAUGAUUAAAGAACAUGAAGCAUUCCUUACAACUAUGGAAGCUAACGACGACAAAAUCAACUCUGUGGUGCAGUUCGCCAACCGUUUGGUCGAAGAGCGACAUUUCGAUGCUGACAAAAUUCAACGCAAGGCUGAAAGUAUUGAGGCAAGACGCAACGCCAACAGGGAAAAGGCUUUGCAACAGAUGGAGAAAUUGCAGGAUCAGUUGCAACUACAUCAGUUCCUACAAGAUUGCGACGAGCUCGGUGAAUGGGUGCAGGAAAAGAAUGUCACCGCUCAAGAUGACACCUACCGAUCAGCGAAGACUAUUCAUUCCAAAUGGACGCGCCACCAAGCUUUCGAGGCGGAAAUCGCGGCCAACAAAGAACGUCUAUUUGCGGUCCAGAACGCGGCCGAGGAACUCAUGAAACAGAAACCGGAAUUCGUUGAAAUAAUUUCUCCGAAGAUGCACGAAUUACAAGACCAGUUCGAAAACCUGCAAACGACGACAAAAGAAAAAGGAGAGCGUCUUUUCGAUGCUAACCGCGAAGUUCUCCUACACCAGACCUGCGACGACAUCGACUCGUGGAUGAACGAGCUCGAAAAACAAAUCGAAAAUACCGAUACAGGCACUGAUCUGGCAUCUGUGAACAUUCUAAUGCAGAAACAACAGAUGAUCGAGACUCAGAUGGCCGUUAAAGCGAAGCAGGUAACUGAACUGGAAACCCAAGCCGAAUAUCUACAGAAGACUGUUCCAGACAAAAUGGAGGAGAUCAAAGAAAAGAAAAAGACAGUGGAACAGAGAUUCGAGCAGCUCAAAGCACCUUUACUGGAACGUCAACGCCAGUUGGCAAAGAAGAAGGAAGCAUUCCAGUUCCGACGAGAUGUCGAGGAUGAGAAGUUAUGGAUCCACGAAAAGAUGCCUUUAGCUACUAGCACAGACUAUGGCAAUUCCUUGUUCAACGUCCAAAUGCUUCAGAAGAAGAACCAGUCCUUAAAGACUGAAACUGAUAACCACGAGCCUAGAAUCUUGACUGUCAUUUCCAAUGGCCAGAAGCUGAUUGACGAGGAACAUGAAGAUUCUCCCGAGUUCAAGAAGCUUAUUGAUGAACUAACCGCGCGGUGGCGAGAACUUAAAGAUGCUAUCGAAAAUCGUAAAAACAACUUAUCGCAAUGGGAGAAGGCUCAGCAGUAUCUGUUUGACGCUAAUGAGGCCGAAGCGUGGAUGAGUGAGCAAGAAUUGUAUAUGAUGGUGGAAGACCGAGGAAAGGACGAAAUCUCUGCUCAGAAUCUAAUGAAGAAACACGAAAUAUUAGAACAGGCGGUGGACGACUAUGCCCAGACUAUCAGACAGCUAGGUGAAACUGUCCGUCAGUUGACCAGCGAGGAACAUCCACUCAGUGAGCAGAUCUCAGUAAAACAGUCGCAAGUGGACAAAUUAUACGCCGGUCUCAAAGACUUGGCGGGAGAGAGGCGCGCUAAAUUGGACGAAGCUUUGCGACUGUUCCAACUGUCCCGUGAAGUUGAUGACUUGGAGCAAUGGAUUACAGAAAGGGAACUGGUCGCAAGCUCGCAGGAACUUGGACAGGAUUACGAUCACGUCACUCUGCUGUGGGAGCGCUUCAAGGAGUUCGCUCGUGAAACGCAAGCUGUGGGCUCGGAGCGCGUGGCAACAGCAGAACGUAUCGCCGACCAAAUGAUCGCCAUGGGUCAUUCCGACAAUGCUACCAUCGCGCAAUGGAAAGAAGGUCUUAAAGAAACCUGGCAAGAUCUGCUCGAGCUCAUUGAGACCAGGACACAGAUGCUGGCGGCGUCGCGCGAGCUCCAUAAGUAUUUCCACGACUGCAAGGACACGCUGCAGCGCGUGAACGAGAAGGCGCGCGGCGUGAGCGACGAGCUGGGCCGCGACGCCAUCAGCGUGAGCGCGUUGCAACGGAAGCAUCACAACUUCAUGCAGGACCUCAGCACUCUGCAGCACCAGGUGGAGGCGAUCAGCGCGGAGUGCGCGCGGCUGGGCGCGUCGUACGCGGGCGACAAGGCGCUGGAGAUCACGCGGCGCGAGGCCGAGGUGCGCGAGGCGUGGGCCGCGCUGCAGGCCGCGUGCGCCGCGCGCCGCCACAAGCUGCAGGACGCCGACCGCCUCUACCGCUUCCUCAGCCAGGUGCGCACGCUCGCGCUCUGGAUGGACGACGUCGUGCGCCAGAUGAACACCGGCGAGAAGCCCAGAGACGUAAGCGGCGUGGAGUUACUAAUGAACAACCACCAGUCACUGAAAGCUGAGAUCGACACCCGCGAGGACAACUUCACAGAAUGCAUAUCGUUGGGAAGAGAACUUCUGGCGCAACAGCAUUACGCUUCUGCGGACAUCAAGGAGAAGUUGCUGCAGCUCACCAACCAACGCAACGCGCUACUGAGACGUUGGGAGGAGCGAUGGGAGAACUUGCAACUCAUCCUGGAGGUGUACCAGUUCGCGCGCGACGCGGCGGUGGCGGAGGCGUGGCUGAUCGCGCAGGAGCCCUACCUCAUGUCGCAGGAGCUCGGUCACACCAUCGACGAGGUGGAGAGCCUCAUCAAGAAGCACGAGGCCUUCGAGAAGUCGGCCGCCGCGCAGGAGGACCGCUUCAGCGCGCUGCAGCGCCUCACCACCUUCGAGGUGAAGGAGAUGAAGCGGCGGCAGGAGGCGGCCGAGGCGGCGGAGCGCGAGCGGCUGGAGCGCGAGGCGGCCGCCGCCGCGGAGGCCGAGCGCGCGCAGCACGAGGCGCAGCAGCGCGCCCAAGAGACCGUCGACGCGCCGCAAGUCGUAAGGAGAACGUCCACUAAAGCGGCUGAGAAGGCCCAAGAACGACCACAUUCCCAGCCAGAAGCCAGUAGUCCCGCCCCCGACCCAGAGGCCCCGCCCACGUCCACGCCUUCGCCCGUUCAGGAUCCUCUCAGACCCACGACGUCGAAACAGACGCCUGCUAAACCUGCACGUCUCUCCACGGGCGGGUCGAGCUCGUCUCCCGCGACGCCGUCGACGUCGGGUAAGGUGAAGACGCGGUCUCGCAGCAAGUCGCCGUUCCGCAGCUUCCGCUGGCGCACCGCAAAGAAACUUCUCGCCGGAUCGCAUCACAGCGACGACGAAGAAGGUGCUAGCCCCUCCGGCGAAGAUGAGGGAUUCGAGGGCAACCUAGUGCGGAAACACGAGUGGGAGUCUGGAACAAAACGCGCUUCGAACAGAUCGUGGGACAAAGUAUACGCGGUGGCGAAGGACGGGCGUAUGAGCUUCUACAAGGACCAGAAGGCGUUCAAGUCUGCGCCCGAGCAGACGUGGCGCGGCGAGACUCCGCUUGACCUUAAUGGCGCCGUCGUCGAGGUGGCCGCCAACUACACCAAGAAGAAGCACGUCUUCCGACUCAGGCUGGGCAGCGGCGCGGAGUGGCUGCUGCAGGCGCACGACGAGGCGGAGAUGGGCGCCUGGCUGGCGGCGCUGGCGGCGCGCCUGCACGCGCCCGCGCCGCGCUCGCACACGCUGCCCGCGCCCACCAACCAGGAGCCCAAGCGCCGCUCCUUCUUCACGCUCAAGAAGAAGUCAGUGCACACGCUCUCCUUCCUCUGCUCGCCCUAA